Molecule: messenger RNA, 2336 nt
Organism: Zea mays
Lineage: Eukaryota; Viridiplantae; Streptophyta; Magnoliopsida; Poales; Poaceae
Product: WD repeat-containing protein 74
Exons: 12
Coding region: 799-2184 (461 amino acids)
Biological process (GO): ribosomal large subunit biogenesis
Cellular component (GO): preribosome, large subunit precursor; nucleolus
Molecular function (GO): protein binding
Source: RefSeq, a predicted model, not a curated record
UAUUGACACCUGCAAAAAAGAUUUCUUAGAUUGGGGCCUGGAGUGCCCAGCAACAAUUGGGUGAUGCCGAGAGUGCCAGUUGCAGCAAUGAACAAAGGCGUUGAUGAUGUAGGGGAGGCGGGGUCUUGGAUGACAUCGGUCAGGGGAGGCGAUGUCUCGUCCAUGAGUGAUUGGGGCGAGCACGUCAUCGUCGUGGACCGGCUGCAGGCGACAAGGGGGCGCACGGAGAUCUCAGUGAGGUAACGAUGGACCAUGGCGCGUGACGCAGCUCGCCCCGACGACUCACGCUAGGUCUCCCUGGCGCCCGGCAUGGGGCACUCCAUGAAUGAAUAACCGGAGUGUCGCUUCCGGUGGAACUGCCAUGGACGCCCGCGGAGCUGACGACUCUGUUCGAUCUGUUCAAGGGAUGAUGCUUGUGGAAGAGCUUAUGUACUAAAAUUCAAUCCACCGUAAGCUAUCAAACCAAAAAAUGAAAAUGCUCGUUUGCACGCUUGCAAAUAAGAGCCCCUUGCACCACAGUCGACGAUCAGGACCGAACACGGAGAAAAGCCACACUCUGCGACUGCUCACGCCACCACCUUUGUUUGUUUGAGGAAAUUCUAAGCACCACCUGGCCAGGCUGAAACUCUAGCGCGACUGGCUUUUUCCACGGCCCGGCCCGUCAAAUCCAUGUACUGUACUCGUUGUCGCGGAGAACGCGCCCCUGCCACCUCCGCGCGGGCACGGCACGUCGUAGUAAAACCCUAGAAAAACAGUAGCCCACCGCGCCGGCGAGCCGAAGCGAGCGCGGAGCUAAGGAUGCCGCGGACCACCGUGGUAGAGAGCUCCGGCUGCCCGCCGCUCCGCGCCCUCACCACCGACAUCCUCGGCCUCGUCAAAGUCGUCGAGGCCCACGCGAGGCCGGCGGGCGCCGCCAAGGUCGUCGAGACGUGGGGCGCGCCUGACGCUUCCCGUGCCAUCGUUGCUGCCUCCCUCGCCGAUCGUGCCGCCGACCCCGUCUUGGCUGUGGCGAGGAGGAACGGCGUGGUUGAGCUGCUGAAUCCCUUGAAUGGAAGUGCUCUGGCUGCUGUCAAGACCGCGGGGUCAGCGCCAAAUGACAGUGGCGCUGAAGGUGAUCCCCUCGCCGCACUGCAUCUUUUCGCAAGACAGACUUCGGACUCGAUCUUAGGCACAUUUCUUGCCUGCACGGAGAAGGGGAAAGCUUCUAUCAGGUCCAUCACGAAAGAAAAUGCAGAUUCGGGUUCGGAUGUUGGGCCAUCAGCCACAUGGGAUGUGUGCAAUGGGGCCAAUGUGCAAUUUUGCUCAGUAGAUCAUGGCGAAAGCUAUGUGAUAUUUGGAGGGAAAGGCAUAGAAGUGAACUUGUGGGAUAUCACAUCUAGUAGUAAGACAUGGUCUGCUAAAUCUCCCCGAGCAAAUAGUCUUGGCAUAUUCACUCGACCUUGGUUCACUGCUGGAACCUUCUUGUGCAAGAAUGAUCAUCGUAAAAUUGUUGCCUGCACAAAUAAUCAUCAGGUCCGCUUAUAUGAUACUGCAUUGCAAAGAAGACCUGCCGUCUCUGUUGAUUUUAGGGAGUCACCAAUCAAGGCAGUUGCUGCUGAUCCAAAUGGGCAUGAUGUCUAUAUUGGCACAGGAACAGGGGACCUUGCUUCUUUCGACAUGAGAACAGGGAAAUUGCUGGGAUGCUAUAUUGGCAAAUGCAGUGGAAGUAUUAGAUCUAUUGUUAGGCAUCCAGAGCUACCUUUGAUAGCAUCUUGCGGACUGGAUAGCUACUUACGUAUCUGGGACACAAACACAAGACAGUUGCUAUCUGCUGUCUUUCUGAAGCAGCACCUUACAACGGUGGUCCUUGAUUCACAUUUUUCUGUUGAAGAGCCUGGAGAGAUGAAAUUCAAGCAAUUGGAGUCUUUAGUGGAGGCGGAGGCUGAAGUCCGAAAAGAAAAGAAGAAAAAGAAGAGCAGACCAACUGAAGAGGACGAAGAACAAGUUGGAGUGGUCGACCAUAGUGAUAAUAAUGGUGAAAUGUAUGCUAGAAAAGAAAAAAAGAAAAAAAAGAAAAAGAAGAGUAGAACUAUUGAACGGGACGAGGAGCCAGACAACGAUGGUGAAAUGUGCAGUCCCAAGAGAAGAAAAUCUGUAGAAAGAAGCAAAUGCCUGAAGAAGAGCAAGAAACAGCAGGUCGCAUAGAACAUAGAACAAGUACCAUUUAUCUCAGUAUUUGCAUUCGCUUGAUUUUGCAGAAUUACACAAUUUUGUGCUGUAGUUGUUUUGAACAGUAUAUUCCUUUUGAAACUAUGCAAGGGAAUUUCGCCGUCCAUUCUACGAGAUACUUUUUUUUA